AUAAUUGAACACGGAUUACCGCAAAGCAAAACUUAAGCAGAAAGCUCCAGAAAACAACAAACACAGAACGUUGAUCAUUUUUUGAGUAUAUUUUUCAAAAUGUCUAUCAGCUGAAGCUGCAAUUUCGUAACAUUAAAACUUGGCCCUUGGAUAGCGUAGGAUCUGAUAACCCUCGGAUCGCCGGAAGAUUCGCCUCGAUCUCCUGGGUCCACUGACAAUGAAGUUUUGCAGCAUGAACGGCCCAAGUGAAUCGGAAGUUGAGAGCCUGCUGAUGAGUCCCUGCUGGGGACCGCCCCAGACCUCCGCCCAGGAUCAGUAUCUGCUCGAUGGGCACAAGCUGUUGCUGGAGCACGACCUGGACUCCCUGCCCAGCGAUGCGGAUCAGAAGAACUCGCUGGACGUGCUCGACAAUCUGCUGCUGAACGGUUCGUCGCUGAAUGCGCUGUCGGAUCUGAAGCCACUGCCGCCCUUCACAGGCUACACGGGCCACCUGUCCAUCAAUGGGAUCUCCGGCCACCAUUACCAUGCCAUUGCCCAGAGGCUGCCGGAUGAGAGCAAUAAUAACUACAUGCAGAGUGCCUAUCACCCGCAGAACCAAUCGAAUCCCACAUCCACCACGCAAUCGAACGGGGGCAGCAAUAGCAACUCCAACAACUCCAAUGAGCACAACAUAGUAUCCUCCUCCACCUGCUUACCAGAAAGUGUCCUCAGCGGGAGCGGCGGCGGAGGUGGUGGCAACGAUGCCUGCCUGGCGGACGUGAAGCUCUUCGCCGAUAGUCAACUAGAUUCUAAGCUUUACUCCGUGGCCGAUAGCUGUGUGAUGAACGGAUCCGGUUCGGGAUCCGGAGCUAAUGGCAAUGGAGCCGGUCCCAGCAUAGCCACCUUAACGCCCAUCGACCAGGUGGCCGAUUCCCUGCACAAUUCCGGCGUCCGCAUCUACAAAGAUCUGACCGAGUAUGUGGACAUGAACUCCAUUGAUGACAUUGCCGCCAUCAUUGGUUCCGCCAUUGCGGACACCACGGUGCCCAAUCAACUGGACAAGGAUGACAACAAUGACACACGGGAUAGCUGGAUGGAUCUGGAUGCCUGGAUCGACGGGAAUUGCAUACAGCAGGAGUCGGCCAAGGUUCUCGUAUCACAGCAGGAUUCUCUGGGUGACUUUAUCCUGCCACACAGUCCACUGCCCAUGCAUGCCAGUAGUUCCACGCUCCAGAGUUUACUGAGCCACGGCUACAUGCCCCUGCUGCAGAAUCGCCUCCAGAAUGGCCCGCCAAACGGCAAUUCCUCGGGCGGCGGCGGCGGAGGAGGAGGAGGAGCGAAUCAAGGAGCGGGGAUCAAGGGAGAUCCACAGGCGCCCACAUCUACCUCGUACUGCAAUGAACUGGCGGCGGCCACCAGCAGCAGUUGCAGUCCACCCGGUUCGGUGGUCAGCACCACGGACAAUCCAAAUGGUCUGAUGAUCAAUCCGCGCUACUUGAGUAAUCCGACCAACAAUCAGGCGACGGGGAAUCUCCACCAGCAGGGUGGCUAUUCCAUGCAAGUAUCGGGCCUCUCCCUCAAGGAUAAUGGCCUCUGUUCGCCGGAUCUCCUCGGUAACUAUCCGCAUACGACAACGGCCAGCACGACGGGCUCGGAGAUGCGGACUGGAGCGCCCAAGGCCAAGAGAUCCCGAUCCCAGAAGAAGUCCAACCAGCAACAGCAGCAACAGCAACAGCAACAACAGCAGCAGCAGCAGGGGGAGGGCGGUGGAGCACCCACCACGCCCCAAAUGAGCGCCAUUUCGCCCAGCGGCUUCAGUGCCAGCGAUCUGAGUGGCCUGCUCGGCAAGGAGAAGCCCGUGCACAGGUGCAGCAUCUGCAAUCGGGGCUUCCUCAACAAGUCCAACAUCAAGGUGCAUUUGCGCACCCACACGGGCGAGAAGCCCUUCCGCUGCGACGUCUGCGCCAAGGCCUUUCGCCAGAAGGCGCACCUGCUCAAACAUCAACAGAUACACAAGAGAAUUGGGCGUGACUGACGCUCCUCCACGAGCUUUAUGUUAUAGCCGAACAACCAGUAGCAUCUCCCAGGGAGAAAUUCCAUUCCCAGCACAGAAAAAUAAGAUCACACACUGAUUUGGCGAAACCGGAAUCGGUAUAAUCCCAACUUUUCAAAAACCACACAAUGACAUUCUCAAGAGUUUGACAUUGUGGACUUUUUGAAAAGUGCAUUAUACUUACCAAAACCGCCUAGUUUUAA
Drosophila santomea is the source of this 2235-nucleotide messenger RNA. It is a transcript of the gene ich, whose product is annotated as ichor. Bases 218 to 2014 code for a protein of 598 amino acids. NCBI's taxonomy places the organism in Eukaryota, Metazoa, Arthropoda, Insecta, Diptera, Drosophilidae. The transcript is spliced from 2 exons. Gene Ontology annotation, biological process: regulation of transcription by RNA polymerase II; embryonic pattern specification; embryonic hindgut morphogenesis. The record is from RefSeq and is a predicted model, not a curated record. Gene Ontology annotation, molecular function: DNA-binding transcription factor activity, RNA polymerase II-specific; RNA polymerase II transcription regulatory region sequence-specific DNA binding. Gene Ontology annotation, cellular component: nucleus.